Molecule: messenger RNA, 1548 nt
Organism: Colletotrichum orchidophilum
Lineage: Eukaryota; Fungi; Ascomycota; Sordariomycetes; Glomerellales; Glomerellaceae
Product: ThiF family protein
Exons: 2
Coding region: 1-1548 (515 amino acids)
Biological process (GO): protein sumoylation
Cellular component (GO): cytoplasm; SUMO activating enzyme complex
Molecular function (GO): SUMO activating enzyme activity
Source: RefSeq, a predicted model, not a curated record
AUGGAGGAGCAAACGCAACCGAAGGAGACGCCUGCGCAAGAGACGACCAUACAGCAACAGCAACCCGCGCAAGAAAGCGCAGCUCCCAGGAGCAAUGUCUUAGCUCUGGGAACCGCUCUCCCUCACCUUCCUCUCCUCAAUCCUUCCAACGGCUUCGAUCCCAGCAUGCAAGCUGCGCCAAUGGACCAGGUGCUCCCGGAAGCAUUGCAGGAGGUCAUCCCUGGAGCCAUGCCCGGGAUCCUUCCCGGCAUAUUGCCCACAGGCGAGAUGUUCAUGCCCCAGCUACUCCAGCAGAACGGACAGCAGCAAAUAUUCAUGAACGACAGCAUGAUGCCCAAUAUUCCGGCCGCCGGCAUGAGCGCGGAUGAGAUUGCUCUCUACGACCGUCAAAUCCGCCUCUGGGGCAUAAAAGCCCAAGAGAAGAUCCGCAGCGCCAGCAUCCUCCUCAUCACCAUGAAGGCCCUCGCAAACGAGAUUGCAAAGAACCUCGUUCUCGCCGGCAUCGGCUCCCUCACCAUCCUCGACGGCGCCCCUGUCUCGGAAUCAGAUCUGGGCUCCCAGUUCUUCCUCUCCGAGGAGGAGAACCACGUCGGCCAGAACCGCGCCCAGGCCGCCGCCGCCGCCAUCCAGAAGCUCAAUCCGCGCGUCCAGGUCCACGUCGACGCCGAGGGCAUAAAGUCCAAGGGCACGAGCUAUUUCUCCGCGUUCGACAUCGUCAUCGCGACCGACCUGGACCCGGACUCCCUCAACAUCAUCAACACCGCCACCCGCCUGCAUCAGCGGGCUUUUUACGCCGCGGGAACGCAGGGCAUGUACGGCUUCGUCUUCUCCGACCUCAUCGAGCACGACUACGUCAUCGAGCGGGACCUCGGCAACGUCGCAACCAAGCUCGCGCCCGAGACGCGGACACGCAGCGUCGUCGCCGUCAACACCAAGAAGGAGGGCGGCAAGACCAUCGAGAUGGUGACCAAACGCGAGCUCUACUCGACCUGGUACCUCGCCAGCGACGGCGCCACCUUACCCGAGGAGUACGCAAAGAGCGCGCGCAGGAAAAAGGCCGUCAGCCCCGUCAUCUCGUGCCUCCGCGCCCUCUGGGAUUUCCAGGUCCUCAACAACGGCCGACUCCCCAGCCAUACCAAGGAGGAUCUCGGUCUCUUCACCAAGCUCGCCACGGCCAAGCACGCCCAGCUGGGUUUACCCUCAGAGACGCUGCGGUCCGAGGUCCUGCGCGGCUUCCUGCAGAAUAUCGGCAGCGAGAUGGCGCCCGUCACAGCCAUCCUCGGAGGCCAGCUGGCGCAGGACGUCAUCAACGUCCUUGGCCAGACACAGCAGCCCAUCCAGAACAUGGUCAUCUUCGACGGCAACACCAUGGAGGCGUCGGUCCUCCCGCUGCACCCCGUCGGCGAGCUGGGCCGCGGCCUCCUCUCGCUCGCUGCUCCCGGUGGUCUCCUGCCGAACGGCGGUGGUUUGAUGCCCGGUGAUCCCAGCAUGAUGAUGAGUUUGGACGGCGCCGUAGACUUCAACAACACCCAGAUACUCACGCAGUAG